UACACUUGUUUCAUUUAGUAACACCAGCAGUAACGAUAGUUAAAAUGACGGACCAGAAAGCAUUGGAACUUAUGUUUCAACGUCCAUUGGAACCUAUCUUCACUUCCAGGGAUAAUGGUAAAGCUGCGUUUGAUGUACCUGAUAGCUACUAUACGGAUCGCUAUCAAAGUGCUAGAGAUGAAGUGCAAUUAGAUCGAUUUGGUGAUGAUGUUGAAACUAAAAUUCCUCUAAGAGAAUUGGCAAAGAAGCCAAAUUUAGAUUUCACUAAGAAGCUUGGAAAACGCCAACAAUUUUCUCUGUUUAAUGACAAGCAUAAGGAAAUUGCUGGUAAACUUAUAAAAAUAUUCCUAGAUGCACCAGAUGUAGCCAGUUUAAUUCCACUUUGUGCUUACGUCAAGGAUCGCGUUAAUCCAGUACUCUUUCAAUAUUGUUACUCAGUGGCUAUACAACACCGACGGGAUACACGGGAAGUACAAGUACCACCAAUCGCUGAAACUUUCCCAGCUAAUUUUGUAGAACCGGCUGCAUUUUUAGAUGCCCGCGCUGAAGGUUCUCUUAUUGGCAAUGCUGGUUCCAGGGUACACAUCGAAAUUCCACAAAACUAUACAGCUUCGGAUCGUGAAGAUGAGCAACGUUUAGCUUUCUUCCGUGAAGACAUUGGCGUUAAUAUGCAUCACUGGCAUUGGCAUUUAGUAUAUCCUACUGAAGGUCCACGUGAAGUCGUUGCAAAAGAUCGUCGUGGUGAACUUUUCUAUUACAUGCAUCAUCAACUGUUGGCACGUUACAAUGUCGAACGUUUCGGUGCUAGUUUAGCAAAAAUCAAACCUCUUAGCAAUUUACGUGAUCCGAUAACCGAAGGAUAUUUUCCUAAAAUUUUGAGUUCCGUUAAUAACCGAACAUAUCCUGGUCGUAUAUCUAAUCAAAAAUUGACUGAUGUUAACCGCGAAGAUAAUAAUAUUGAGAUUUCCGAAGUUGAACGUUGGAGGGAUCGUAUUUUCGCUGCAAUUGACCAAGGCGUUGUUUUUGAUUCUACUGGAGCAAAUAUUCCACUUGACGAUGUACGUGGUGUUGAUAUACUUGGUGAUUUAAUUGAAGCUUCAUCCCUAUCCGUUAAUAGACAAUUUUAUGGUAAUCUACAUAAUAUGGGACAUAAUCUAAUUUCACUAGCACAUGAUCCUGAUGCGCGCCAUUUAGAGGAAUUUGGUGUUAUGGGUGAUGUAACAACCGCAAUGCGUGACCCCGUCUUUUAUAGAUGGCAUACGUUUAUUGAUAAUAUUUUUGCUAAAUUUAAAAAACUACUUGAUCCCUACAAUGAGUCGCAUUUGGGUUUUAAUGGCAUUACUGUUGAUUAUAUUGAAGCUAAAAUUAGAUCCAAAAAUUCUCGUCCAAAUACUUUAUUGACUUAUUGGCAAAAAUCUGAUGUUGAUUUAGCUGCUGGUUUAGAUUUUGGACCAAAUGGUAAUCUUUAUGCUUCAUUUGUGCAUCUGCAACACGCACCGUUCGACUACACAUUCAAUGUAACCAACGCUACUGGUAGUAAAAAGAAGGGCACAUGCCGCAUAUUUAUUUGCCCAAAAGUAGAUGAACGUGGUACACCUUUGAAAUUGGAAGACCAACGUUUAUUGGCUAUUGAAAUGGAUAAAUUCACAGUUGAUUUACAAGCUGGUGAAAAUACUAUACGCCGUCGUUCGGAUCAAUCAUCGGUAACCAUACCAUUUGAGCGCUCAUUCCGGCGUAUAGGUGAACAAUAUCAACCGAAAGCUGCAGAUGAAUUGGCAAAAUUCCGUUUUUGUGGUUGUGGUUGGCCACAACAUUUGUUAUUGCCUAAGGGUAGAGCUGAAGGUAUGAUGUUUGAUUUAUUCGUCAUGAUUUCAGACUACGAAGGUGAUAAAGUUGAAGAAACUAAUACAAGUCCUGAUGUAUGUGGCGAUGCUUAUUCAUUCUGUGGUUUAAAAGACAAAAAGUAUCCAGACAGACGUACCAUGGGCUAUCCUUUCGAUCGACGCUUACCUGGUGAUAAUCUGACUGCAUUAGUCGGAUCAUUCCCAAAUAUGAAAAAAACUGAUAUCAAUAUUAUUUACAAUGACCGGGUAGUUGAGAAGAUGUAGACAUGCUAAAAAUAAUUAUGAUACUGAAAUUGGCCUUUGACGUUUCAAAAAUGAAUAUAUUAUACUAACAAUUUUUUAUAUAACCUUUUAUUCAAUUUAAUUUAAUUUUAAUAA
Teleopsis dalmanni is the source of this 2222-nucleotide messenger RNA. RefSeq names its product phenoloxidase 2. The record is from RefSeq and is a predicted model, not a curated record. Lineage: Eukaryota; Metazoa; Arthropoda; Insecta; Diptera; Diopsidae. Gene Ontology annotation, molecular function: oxidoreductase activity. The transcript is spliced from 7 exons. The coding region runs from base 45 to 2108 and encodes 687 amino acids.